ACGUCUGCUGUUGUUGGGGGGUUUGUGGAGCUCUGUGGGAGCGUCCAGCCUGGCUGUCGUUACUUGCGGCUCCGUGGUGAAGCUACUCAAUACGCGCCACAACGUCCGACUGCACUCACACGACGUGCGCUAUGGGUCAGAUGAGGAAACAGACGCAGAGAAAUUAAAUCGUUUAUUCAAAGCCUUGCAGCUAGCAAAUGACAAAGUCGGGGUUCUAUCCAAAUCUAUCCAGGUUCAAAGCCUGCUUUAGAGACAAACAAGAAAAUUACAGUAGUGGGCAGCAGUCAGUGACAGGUGUAACCUCUGUGGAUGACAGCAACAGUUACUGGAGGAUACGGGGGAAGACCGCCACAGUGUGUGAGAGGGGAACCCCCAUCAAGUGUGGCCAGCCCAUCCGGCUGACACAUGUCAACACUGGCCGAAAUCUCCAUAGUCACCACUUCACUUCACCUCUUUCUGGAAACCAGGAAGUGAGUGCUUUUGGUGAGGAAGGUGAAGGUGAUUAUCUGGAUGACUGGACAGUACUCUGUAAUGGACCCUACUGGGUGAGAGAUGGUGAGGUGCGGUUCAAACACUCUUCCACUGAGGUACUGCUGUCUGUCACAGGAGAACAGUAUGGUCGACCUAUCAGUGGGCAAAAAGAGGUGCAUGGCAUGGCCCAGCCAAGUCAGAACAACUACUGGAAAGCCAUGGAAGGCAUCUUCAUGAAGCCUAGUGAGUUGUUGAAGGCAGAAGCCCACCAUGCAGAGCUAUGAAUCUAGAGGCUCUGAGCCACGGUUAACGCACAGUGUUCACAGACGUCUGUUGCUGCCUCACCUUGGGAUCCCUGCUACAAGUUCCUUGGGCAGUGGCCAUGUCACCAUUGAGAUGAAGAUAUACAACAGAAAAUAGUGGCUGUGUUUGGAAGCUUCAGCCCUGCACACUUGAACUAGUCACUCUCCCAGACUUGCGUGGGUCAGUUCUUUCUGAGUAGAGGACUUGCUGGUAAAGGGGCAGAUGCUUUUUAUUCGUACUGAUAAAACAAACUGAGGGGAACAUCCCUCUUAGCUGGGAAACUUUACUCUUCAGGAGCUUGGCAUCAUGGACUGUUAAUGUAUGUGAUUUUUCCCCUAUUUUCUCUCUCCAAAAUGAUAAAAAUAAUAAUUUUA
Messenger RNA from Symphalangus syndactylus (siamang), 1148 nucleotides. RefSeq names its product stromal cell derived factor 2 (gene SDF2). Lineage: Eukaryota; Metazoa; Chordata; Mammalia; Primates; Hylobatidae. The record is from RefSeq and is a predicted model, not a curated record.